AUGUCCGCUGAGGUUGACUCUGUUCCCCGCAACAGCACUCUGGAGGAAGAGGAGUUCCAAGAUAACAAUGGCGAUCUUGCAUCCGACGGCGGUGACGGAGAUCUAUUCGGAGAUGAUGAUGAAGAAGACGGGGACGAGCGGAAUAACCUCCAUAGAAAAUUAGACGACUCGGAACUUGACUCUGGCGAUGACGAGGGCCGACACGAUCGCGUCGCACCAACCGUGGAAGACGAGGAGGGCCUUUACGAAGAAGAGAAACAACUCAAACUGCUGGACGUGGACAUAGCACGAGUUAAACCGCCUGGGGGUGACGAACUAUACCUCCUGAACAUUCCGAACUUCCUGGGCAUCAAACACAGAAGCUUUGACUUUUCGAGCUACGAACCACCCGCCAGGCCGCAUGAUGGCCGCGAUCCCACGGCAGACUCUACUGUCAAAUUCUCUCCCUUCUCAACAGCCAACACUUCCAUCUUCUGGCGCCGCGAUCCCAAGAACCCUGAAGUCAUACAAUCAAACUCCCGCAUCGUUCGCUGGUCGGACGGCAGCUUCACUUUACAGAUCGCCUCUAAGCCCCAAGACCAUUACCGUAUCUCCACCACUGCCAUGCGACAAGGUUGGCCCAAGAAGCUCUCCAAUUCGCAAGACUACGAUCCUACAAAAGAAACAAAUCACUUUCUCGCCGCGCCUCAUGCGGCCGCAGGGAUAGAUCUACAAAUCAUUGCCCCGUUCGAUGCGUCUAUGAAGGUCCAACCAGCGGGCGACCAAGCGGAUGAGGCCGAAAUGAAACUGCGACAAUCCAUUGCUGCCACCACACAAAUUCACGAAUCCCCCACCACCUUCAAAUCUGUCAAAGAAGACCCCGAACUCGCCAAAAAGGCCGCCGAAAUGUUCGAAAAGGAGCGUGCUCGGGCUGAUCGUCGAAGGGAGGCUGCUCAAGACCGGCAAUUCAUGCGUAGGGACCGCGUGCUGGGAAAAUCCGGGAUCGGUCGUUCAUCGGGUGCUGGUCUCUCCAUUUCCGCGCUGGAAGAUGAUGACGGGAUGCCCACGGCAAGAGGGAAGAAGUCCACCGCUAAGCGACGCAAGACGAAUCGGCGUGGAGAUAUCUACUCGGACGACGAGGACGAGGAAUCAUUCCGCCGCCGGGGCAGGGAAGACGAAUAUGAUCGCGAAGACGACUUCCUUGCUGCGAGCGACGAAGAACCCGAGAUCUACGAAGACGAAGCAGGAGCGGAAGUCGACGAUGCGGAAUCCGAUCCAGAUGUUGACGACUUGGAGAUCGAGGGACGCGAGACGGUCCUCAAAGGCCGCACUCGUGGUGGUGCCAGAGACCGGGACCGAGACAGGACUCCCAAACGCGCCAUGCGGGACGAGGAUGAAGAUGCCGAGGGCGAAGAGGAUGGCGACGCUGGAGAAAGCAGAAGAACCGUGGGCAGCCCUGCGGCCCGCAAGAAGCGGAGAGUCAUUGACGACGAUGACGAAGAUGAGGAAUAG
Molecule: messenger RNA, 1491 nt
Organism: Fonsecaea erecta
Lineage: Eukaryota; Fungi; Ascomycota; Eurotiomycetes; Chaetothyriales; Herpotrichiellaceae
Exons: 2
Coding region: 1-1491 (496 amino acids)
Biological process (GO): positive regulation of transcription elongation by RNA polymerase II; transcription elongation by RNA polymerase II
Cellular component (GO): nucleus; Cdc73/Paf1 complex
Molecular function (GO): RNA polymerase II C-terminal domain phosphoserine binding
Source: RefSeq, a predicted model, not a curated record